UUCGUGCGUGUAAUGUGUCAGUGGUAAAAUAAACAAAAACUCGUCAUAAUAAGUAAUGCAGUAACUUUAUCCUCUACAAAAUCGAACUUCCAAUUGAUUAAACAAAAUUUAGUGAUGGAGAAUGAUACUGACGAUCUUAACAAUACCGAAUUUACGGAAUUCGAACUACUACAAAGCCUGAUUCAGCAAGGCGACGCACCAUCUCUGAAACAGCAAUUGCUUAAAUCGGCUUCGGGUGUUGAAUGCAAAGAUGACACCGGUAAUACACCCUUGCUUCAGGCCGCUUAUUUGGGAAAAUCCAAUUGUAUGCAGUUAUUGUUGGAAAUCGGCCAAGCAAAUUGCAAAGUUAUCAACGUACACGGACAAAACGCAUUAACCUUGGCAUCGUAUGCUGGAUGCAUUGAAUGUAUCGAAAUACUUUUAGCGAAAUGGACGUACAAGGAUUAUACCGAAUCGAGUUUUUUGCCACCACUUUGUGUAGCUGCAAUGAGAGGACAUUUGAAUGUUGUGAAUCUUUUCUGUCAACUCACACCAUCGCCAAAUGUAAUUCAAUCUGUGCAUGGUAUCACCCCGUUGCAAUUGGCUGAGAAAAACGGAUAUAGCGAUGUCGUUCAACGAUUAUCCGAAGAAAUUGGACUAGAUCUAACGGGCCAAAAUGGAAAACAGCAACGUAGACGUUCUUCAAAUCGCAGCAGACCGUAUUAAGAACUGGUUCAGAUAAGCGAGAAUAAUAAUUAUGUUUAGUAAUAGUUUAGUCCUAUCCGGGCGGGUGAAUGUAAAUAAUGUCUCAGACUUGAUUGUGAUUAUUAAUUGGAAAAUAAAAUGAAUUUGAAUUUUUAAUAAAAUGAAGAAAAAUUGACUAAAUAAAGUGGAUUUAAAAUAAGUUAGACGAA
This is a messenger RNA of Bradysia coprophila, 893 nucleotides long. It is a transcript of the gene plu, whose product is annotated as plutonium. Lineage: Eukaryota; Metazoa; Arthropoda; Insecta; Diptera; Sciaridae. Gene Ontology annotation, molecular function: protein binding. The record is from RefSeq and is a predicted model, not a curated record.